Pseudomassariella vexata is the source of this 2133-nucleotide messenger RNA. Its product is annotated as major facilitator superfamily domain-containing protein. Bases 1 to 2133 code for a protein of 710 amino acids. The record is from RefSeq and is a predicted model, not a curated record. The transcript has 4 exons. Gene Ontology annotation, molecular function: phosphate transmembrane transporter activity. Lineage: Eukaryota; Fungi; Ascomycota; Sordariomycetes; Amphisphaeriales; Pseudomassariaceae. Gene Ontology annotation, biological process: phosphate ion transport; transmembrane transport. Gene Ontology annotation, cellular component: membrane.
AUGGAAAUGCUACCAGAGCCAGCGCAGCCCAUCGCCCGUACGCGAACUUUCGGGGGCAAUCGGGCAUUCCACAACUGGGCAAACGACUUCAGCCAUAUCCAAGAUCCAAACCUCAGACGUCGGCUCGCCCUCUCAGAGAUAGACAAGGUUCCCUUUGGACUAUACCACGUCCGAGCGGUGGUAGUGGCCGGGAUCGGAUUCUUCCUCGAUUCAUACGAUAUAUUCGCCAUCAACCUCAUCACGACGCUGCUCGGCGUCGUCUUUUGGCAGGGUUCGCCCGAAGAUGCGGGCAACGGCUACGGAGGGAAUUACGGGUCGUUACCGACUCCCGUCAGCCAAGCGUUUAAGGCGUCCACCAGCGCUGGUAUCGUCAUUGGGCAGGUGUUGUUGGGGUGGUUGGCGGAUGUCUUCGGACGGCGUCGCAUGUAUGGAGUUGAGUUGGGAAUUAUUGUCGUCUCAACGCUGGGUUGUACUCUGGCUGCACCGUCCCAGUCGAUGAGCUUUACCGGCCUUAUGACAUUCUGGCGGAUUAUGAUGGGCGUCGGGAUUGGAGGUGACCACCCGUUAUCAUCCGUGAUAACAGCCGAGUUCUCGCCCACCCGCUGGAGAGGCGCCAUGAUGGCCGCAGUAUUUUCCAUGCAGGGGCUAGGUCAACUUUCCGCUGCCGUCGUCGCCCUUAUCGUGACAGUCGCCUUCAAAGACGCGUAUCACAAUGCACCCAACGUAACCCAAUGCGACUACAUGUGCCAAACGGCUGCGGAUCGUUCAUGGCGUAUCAUUGUUGGCGUCGGCGCUCUUCCCGCUUGUUUUGCGCUUUACUACCGCAUCACUAUUCCCGAGACACCGCGGUACACGUUCGAGGUGGCGAAGGAUGUCGAGAAGGCGGGCGCUGACAUCAAGGCCUAUAUGGCGAGUAAGUCGGAGGGAGAGAUUGAUGAGAUCCAGCAAGCCAGGAUGAAGAAGGUUGCCUCCCCCUCAUUGAACAUACCUUCGGCCUCCUGGCCCGAUCUGUUCUCCUAUUUCAGACAGUGGAAGAACGCUAAGGUUCUGAUUGGGACAACCAUGUCUUGGUUCUUCUUGGACCUGGCCUUUUAUGGCUUGGGCUUGAACAACACUAUAGUCUUGCAUGCAAUCGGCUAUGCAAGUGGGGAGACUUUGUACCAUCAACUCUUCAACAACGCAAUAGGAACCAUUAUUCUCGCCGUGGCAGGCUCACUCCCAGGCUAUUGGACCGCCAUCUUCACUAUCGACACCCUUGGGCGGAAGCCGCUGCAGAUAUUCGGAUUUAUAUUUUUGACCAUCAUUUUCUGCAUUCUCGGAUUUUUCUAUCGGCACCUCCACCAGGGCGCCAUGUUGGCCCUGUACGUCAUCGCCCAAUUUUUCUUCAACUGGGGCCCUAACACAACGACCUUUGUCCUCCCCGGCGAAUGCUUCCCGACGCGCUACCGAUCCAGCGGCCACGGCCUCUCGGCAGCUAUGGGCAAAGUCGGCGCCAUCGUCGCCCAGGUCAUCUCGAUCCCGCUCCUGAACAAGGACUCGCCCGCUGACUGCGUUGGGAGCGCCUGCUCACCCUGGAUCGACCGCCUUAUGCAGAUAUUUGCAUUGUUCAUGUUUUGCGGGACACUAUUUUCGCUGCUCAUCCCUGAAACGAAGGGCAUUAGCCUUGAAGAAUUAGCGGGCGAGCCGCCGACUUCGUACAACGCCGGCCAGAAUAGAAGUGGUGUGGCCCCACCAAAGAGAAGAUGGCGGAAUCCGUUUUCGGGCGGGCAGCCGGCGGGGUUCAACUACCGGGCCGCGAAGGGAGGAAAUGCGCGGAAUGGUCGAGUGGGCAUCAUGACGUCGCCUGAGUUCGCGGCGCAGCAAGCGCAUGCUUCGAAAAGAGAGGGUAGGAGAUGGAAGCGCAAAAGGGGCGGAAGCAAAGAUGGCGCUGGUUACGAGAUGAGCAGCACGAGCUCGACGAUGGGUAUCGUAUCCUCGGCGGUUACCACUGCCAGAGAGGAUGGAGAUGUUUCCGGAGCACACGGUGGUUUGUUACCCGGCUGGGGAGCUGGCUGGGGGAGGGUGGAUAGGGGAGGACAUCCGACUCCGAUUGAGAAUAUCAAGUUAACGGACGUUGGUAGUCUGCUGAAGUGA